Messenger RNA from Eublepharis macularius, 1667 nucleotides. RefSeq names its product metabolism of cobalamin associated D (gene MMADHC). Gene Ontology annotation, cellular component: mitochondrion. Lineage: Eukaryota; Metazoa; Chordata; Lepidosauria; Squamata; Eublepharidae. Gene Ontology annotation, biological process: cobalamin metabolic process. The record is from RefSeq and is a predicted model, not a curated record. Bases 310 to 1206 code for a protein of 298 amino acids. The transcript is spliced from 8 exons.
GACAGAUAACAGACUGGUCGCCCUGUGGUUUGUCCUCAUAAGCGCUUUUGGCGGUUGCCCACAAUGGGAGGGUGGCCAGAAAGAACGAACUGUGCCGUUCCUGGAGACUAGGACUCGCCUCUUCGAUGUUGUUAUUUGUGAGUCGUCAAAGAACGUGCCACAAGAAGACCCUUUUAACGUAAACAGGCGUUUUGUGAGAGCUUAAAGACUUAAACCGCAUUUUAUUUCAGUCUAAACUUUCGUGGACGAGAGGCCACUUCUUUAGAGGCAGUUCUCAGAGUGAGAAUUGUCCUUGGAACAAAGAGGCCCAUGGAAAUGGCCAGUGUACUUUGUAACAGAGCUAGACUGGUGACGUACCUGCCAGGAUUUUAUUCUUUGGUUAGAAGGGUUGUAACUCCCAAGGCUUUUUCCACAGCAGGAUCAUCUGGCUCAGAUGAGCCUUCUGUUGCUGCGGCACCUCCUGAUAUAUGUCCAAGAACUGUGUGGCCAGAUGAAGUAAUGGGACCUUUUGGUCCUCAGGAUCAGAGAUUCCAGCUACCGGGUAAUAUAGGCUUUGACUGUCAUCUAAAUGGUACAGCAUCUCAGAAGACAACAACUCAAGCCCACAAAAAAUUGCCUGAUAUUUUAGUAGAGCCUUUGGCAACUGAAAGGCAUGAGUUUGUGAUGGCUCAAUACAUCAAUGAGUUUCAGAAUGCCGAUGCUCCUCAUAAGCAAAUUAAUAAUGCGAAAGCGUACUUUGAAGCUGCCAAGGUAGAAUGUGCAAUACAAACAUGCCCAGAACUAUUACGCAAAGAUUUUGAGUCAAUGUUUCCAGAAGUGACUUCCAACAACUUAACCAUAUUAACAGUAACUCAAAAAACUGCGAAUGAUAUGACUGCCUGGAGUGAAGAAGUUGAAAGUGAGCGAGAAACUCUCGUCGAAAAUUUUAUCAAUGGUGCCAAGGAAAUUUGUUAUGCUUUGUCUGCUGAAGGUUAUUGGGCAGAUUUCAUUGACCCAACUUCAGGAUUGGCAUUUUUUGGCCCUUACACAAACAACACCCUUUUUGAAACUGAUGAACGUUAUCGCUAUUUAGGAUUUUCCAUUGAAGACCUUGGCUGCUGUAAAGUUAUUCGUCAUAAUCUCUGGGGAACACAUGUGGUGGUAGGAAGCAUUUUCACCAACGCUGCACCUGACAGCCCUAUCAUGAAGAAAUUGAGUGGAAAUUAAUUGCGUGACAUUGGACAGUUCUGUUACUCAAGCAUUGGUCAAUAAACACCGCUGGGGGAAAUCAAGUGUUAAAUUACACUGCUUGGAAGUUUUAAACUAUUAUUUAUUUUAGUUAUUGCGCAGUGUGUGUAGUCUACACACAAUCUAUAAUGGUAAUUCACCUUUUUAUUUGAAAGGUGUAUAUAUGUAAUACUAAAGUAUUUUUCUCCUGUUAUCAAUGAGAUGAAUAAUCCUACUUUGAAACACAAAUCUUUGACAUUCUAAUGUCAUUUUCAUCAGUCCCUGACCAAAUCUGGAAUUUAAAUAAAAUUGCAAAAUAUAUUAUAAAUGGCAGAUACACCAGUUUUAAUACAGAUUACAAAUUAAUUGGGAGAUUUUCUUAAUUUCGAAGGAAAACAGUUUUGAGAUAAGAACAUUCACAGUUGUACAAUUGGCUGUUAUUAAAGAAAAUUAAUCCUUUA